Coffea eugenioides is the source of this 2298-nucleotide messenger RNA. RefSeq names its product putative disease resistance protein At1g50180. Gene Ontology annotation, molecular function: ADP binding. The coding region runs from base 1 to 2298 and encodes 765 amino acids. The transcript is spliced from 3 exons. Gene Ontology annotation, biological process: defense response to other organism. NCBI's taxonomy places the organism in Eukaryota, Viridiplantae, Streptophyta, Magnoliopsida, Gentianales, Rubiaceae. The record is from RefSeq and is a predicted model, not a curated record.
AUGGCCGAAUUGGCAGAGCCUGUCGUGUCUUUUAUCUUAGAAAGGCUCAGUAAUCUAUUGAUUGAGGAAGGCAAGUUUCUACGUGGAGUGAGCGAUCAAGCUGAGCAACUUCAGUCAGAGUUGAAGCUGAUGCAAGCCCUGUUAAAAGAUGCUGAUGCAAAGCAACAUGAUGAUGCUGUAAUUCGUGAGUGGAUUUCACAAAGCAAAGAUGUUGCAUAUGAAGCAGAAGACUUGAUCGAAACAUUUGCAUUCAAAGUUGGAUCCAGAAGGAGAGGUGGUGUUGUAAAUGUCCUUAAACGAUACACUUGCAUCUUCAAAGAGUGCUACAUGAGGCACAGAGUUGGAGUAGAUAUUCAGGGCCUCAACACUAGAGUCGCUAAACUCACUAAACGUUUUCGAGAUUAUGGGAUAAGAACAAUAAUGGAGAAGGAAGGUCCAAGUUCGAGGCAACUACAAUCGAUCAGGAGGACUUAUUCCCAUGUUGAGGAGGACGAUUUUGUUGGCUUGGAAAGCGAUGUCAAAAUGCUGGUUCAGAACCUGGUAAGUGAAGAUGGGACAAGCCACUAUAGAGUUGUUUCUCUUUGUGGGAUGGGGGGUCUGGGGAAGACAACUAUUGCCAGGAAAGUGUAUAACCACCCAAAUGUGAGGCGUCAUUUUGAUAGCUUUGCCUGGCUUUGCAUAUCGCAACAAUGGCAAACGAAAGAGAUUUUGCAAGGGAUCUUGGUUAAACUUAUUCCUGAAAAGAAAGAGGAGAUUAUGAGAUCCUGGAAUGAUGACGAACUGGUCAGGCAACUUUACCACAUCCAGCAGAAUAAAAGAUGCCUGAUUGUUCUUGAUGACGUUUGGUCCACUGAUGCUUGGGAACGCAUAAAAAAUGCCUUCCCAACUAGAGAGAAGGGAAGCAAAAUAUUGGUUACCACUCGUAAUAAAAAUGUGGCAACACACAUAGGUCCUAAUGGUUUUCACCAUGAGCCUCGAAUUUUGUCCUAUGAUGAAAGCUGGGAACUGCUUCAAAAGAAAGCAUUAAGAGAAAGAUAUAAUCAUGGUCAUGAAGAUAUCGUCAAAUUGGAAGAGUUAGGGAUGGAAAUGGUUAAACAUUGUGGCGGUCUUCCACUAGCUGUAGUUGUUCUUGGUGGAAUUCUUUCAACAAAGGACCAUUUUUCGGAGUGGGAAUUUGUAUACCAGCAUAUUAAGUUUUAUCUUGGUAGGGGUGAGAGGAUUGGACAAAGAGAAGGAGAAAUACAAAGAAUAUUAGCUUUGAGCUAUUAUGACUUGCCAUACCAAUUGAAGCCCUGUUUCCUUUACCUUGGCAUAUACCCUGAAGAUCAUGACAUCAGAACCGAUAGUCUGUAUCAGAUAUGGAUGGCUGAGGGAAUGGUAUCCAAAGAAGAUCAAAUAGAAGGAGAAUCAAUGAUGGACGUUGCAGAACGUUAUUUAGGGGAAUUUGUGAAACGGUGCAUGGUCCAAGUGAAGUUAAAGGACGAACCUGGGUACAGAAAAUUUGAGUCUUGUCGCCUUCAUGACCUUAUGAGAGAUCUAUGCUUGGCCAAGGGAAGAGAUGAAAUUUUUUUGAAGGUUAAUGAUUAUCGUCGCAAUGAUAAUCUAGAGUUAAUAGAAUCAACACCUUCUGGAAGUAAAUCUGAUAGGCUUGUGAUUUCUUUGAGCAGGGAUGAAAUCCCGAAGUAUGUUCCCCACAAGAAAAAAACAAUCAGGCAUGUCCGAUCACUUACAUUUUGCAUAAGGGACCCUCCAUACUAUGAUCGAUUGGCAAGGACAAGGUUUAGUAACUUCAGGAUGUUAAGAGUAUUGAAUAUUGAAGGCCUACGUCCUUCAGGUGGAAAUAACUGCAAGGAUAACACUUGUAUUCUUUUUGAUUUUUUCAAAUUAACAAUAGAGGGCCAUAUCCACUUGCGAUACCUAAGCCUGAGAAAUUCGGAUGCUAUUAUUCUUCAAUCAUCUAUAGGAAAAUUGGACCACCUGGAAACCCUUGAUCUCCAUGGUUUUCACGUAUUUUGGAUUGCCAAUGUUCUGUGGAAGUUGAGACGACUAAGACAUCUAUAUCUUCCCGAUCCUGAAGAAUGGGCGUUUCUAAAUCGCAAGUGUAAGUUACGUUUGGCGGGUUUGAUUAAACUGGAGAUAUUGGAGAACUUUAGUGCAUCUAAUUGUGAUGUUAGAGACUUGCAACAAUUAACUAGUCUUCAGGUGCUAAAAGCAAUUGUUAAUGACGAGAAUGAUGGUGAAGAAAUCAUGAAGUGUAUCUCAAGUUUACAGCACUUGAAGGAGAGGCGUCUUGCCUGA